Cylindrotheca closterium is the source of this 2253-nucleotide messenger RNA. Lineage: Eukaryota; Bacillariophyta; Bacillariophyceae; Bacillariales; Bacillariaceae. The record is from the annotation of a GenBank genome assembly.
AUGGCGGAUGACAAUGAAAAUGACGAUUCCGGAACUGUUGGCUGGGGUGGUAUCCUAGCUACCUUGAGUGCUUCUUUUCUUCAAUCAGCAGUGUUCUAUCUCUUGUUCCUCUACCAACGUGCCCAACACAAAAAGAGGAAUGAGUUUUCCUUGUACGAACCACGGCAAUAUAUCAAGAAACAUGGUACACCAUUCAGCGAUAACUGGAUCAGGGAUGCUUGGAAUGUGUCACAAGAGGAGUUGCUGAGUAUUGUAGGCCUGGAUACAUUAAUGUACUUGAGGUUUUUACUCUUGGGAACAAGGGUCGCUGCUAUCGGUGUCUUCUUUUCCAUGGUGUUGGUCCCGUUGUAUGCCACGGGGAAUAACAGAGGCGCUUGGACCACCGAGUUCAAUCUCUUCACUCUGGCAAGAGUAGAGCAAGGGAGUAAUAAAUUGUGGGCGACUGUAGCUUUCUGGUGGCUUUUUAUCAGUUACAUCCUAUUGCAAUUGUGGAGAGAAUGGAAAACGUUUCAGGGCUUGAAGUUUCGUGGGACGAUUCAAUGGGAUCCAGAUAGCACGAGAGAAGCUAGGUAUGCCGUCCGGGUAGAGCUUUCGGAUAGAUCAUCAUCAUCAUCAUCAUUGUCCAUAAUGAAAAGUGAUAAGGCACUAGCAGAGAAAUUUGAAGAAUUGUUUCCAUCGCAAAUACGUCAAGCCAACAUAUUCUUGGAGGUCGGACCGUUGGAAAAGGCCAUUGCCGAACGUCAAAUUGCCAUCGAAGCGGUGGAAAAGGCAACUGCAUUUACCAUGGCAAAGCCAUUGGAACCCCGCCCACAGACAAAAAUUAAGAGCUAUUUACCAUGCAAGGGUGAAACAGUGGACACUAUUGAACACUUUUCACAUGAAGUGGAUCGACUCAACAGGGAUAUAGAUGACAUGCGGGCCAAGAUCUUGCACCAACGAGAUCUUGCAGACAACAGCAACAGUAGCAGCAUGGAUAGUGAAGAUGCUGCCGACCGGAACUCUUACAUCCCUUCGAGCACCGGUAUUGUCGUAUUUAAAUCGUUGCUGGCAAAAGAAUCCGCCAUGAAACGAGACGACACGCAAAUGACAAUCGUUCCAGCGUCUGACCCGGAAGCAAUUCUAUGGGAAAACGUCACGGUUCCGUUGAGAAAACAGAAAUAUAGAGCCAUCGCUGCUGCUGUGCUUUGGACAUUUGGCGUCUUGUGGUGGGCAGUACCGGUCGCUCUAAUGACAGCAAUUGCCAACCUUGGUGCCAUACUGAAAAUAUUUGGUCUGAGUCGAAUAAUCAAUCAAGAUACAGCUAUCUAUGGGAUUGCCUCUGGGUUGGCUCCAGUGGUUGCAUUGAUCGUAUUGAUGAUUGCAGUAUAUGAAGGCAUUUUAACAGUGGCGAAAAAGUAUAUUCGAUUCAAGUCAGCUCCUGAAGUUGGCGCGUAUGCGAUGCGUUGGCACAUGCUAUUUCAGUUUGCCAACCUGUGGCUCAUUCUCAUCGGGGGGUCUUUAUUCCACCAAGUCGGUGCGCUAAUAAAGGACCCAUGGUCCAUUGUGGACAUCAUCGCCUAUGCUUUGCCAGGGGCGUCGAGGUUCUUUGUCAACAUGAUAUCGGUGAAUGGGGUGGGACGCUUUGGCCUCGAGCUAUCCAUGCUCCCUCAAUAUGGAACGACUCUUUUUACGAAUUUUCUACUUCCAGAAGCUCAACGAACCCAACGUAUGAUCGAUGAAGGAAAGAAGCCGCCUGAGGUUCAAUGGGGGAAGAUGAUACCACAACAUGUUUUCGUCUUUUUCGUAAUGAUCAUGUACCAGCCAAUUGCUCCCUUGGUGGAUGUAUUUGCUUUGGUUUACUUUUGCGGCACCUACAUUGUGUGGAAGCACCAAUGCAUGCACGUAUAUUGCCAGCCAGCCGAAGGUGAAGGGAGCACAACAUGGCAGUCAUUCUUUGGAUUCCUUUUGGCGUGUCUUUACAUGAGUGAAAUGGUCUUCAUUGCGUACAUGGGGAUCAAGGAGGCACCAAGUCAAGCAGCUUGUGGGUUCGUUCCACUGACUGCAACAUUAUUGUUUCACUACAAGGUUCACCAAGCGUUCGUCUUCGCGAGUACGGGCAUUGAUGCUGCUGACGGAACCGAUCCCCGAGCUUCCCUAAUCGAUAUGCCGAUUCAAGAGAAGGUAUAUUGGCAACCAAGCUUGAAGGCCGGCUUGUUCGAGAGAGAGCCGAUGCCAUAUAGACGAGUGGUUUCUGAGUAUGGUACCCUACCCUAA